AGAUGGUCCUCGGGAUCGGAACAAGGAACAUCGGGUUGAAUUGUCUUUCCUCUCAGGAUCUUUCAACGGUCAAAUAGCAAAUAUGGCAGAUCUACCACAUGUAUCGAAUUGGGUCAACGGUGCUUAUACAUCCCCGACGACAGAGCGCAUACCGGUUAUAAAUCCUGCAAAUGAGGCCCCAAUCGCUACAAUUGACGCGACACCACGUGAAACUGUGGACAACAUCAUUUCCGAUUCUCUUCUAACCUUCAGAGAUGGGCCAUGGUCACAGGCAGAUGCGUCCGAUCGAUUUGCAGUGCUGUCCAAGGCCGCGGUGCUACUCCGCUCUCGCAUUCCCGAAUUUGUUGAACUGGAAACCCGUCAGACAGGACGUCCUGUCCGCGAGAUGCGUGCUCAGCUGGCCCGUGUGCCAGAAUGGUUGGAAUAUUUUGCGUCCCUGGCACGCGUACACGAAGGUCGUGUUACCCCCUUCAAGGGACCGGUCGUGAAUACUCUUACCCGUCUUCCCUUGGGCGUUGUAGCUCAGAUCACUCCUUACAACCAUCCGCUGCUCAUUGCAACGAAAAAGAUCGGCGCUGCCCUUGCGGCAGGGAACGUGGUCAUUGUGAAACCAUCUGAGCUCGCCCCUCUAUCUGUCUUGAGACUCGGCCCUCUGUUCAAAGAGGCCGGUCUGCCCGAUGGGGUGUUGCAAAUCAUUUGUGGCUACGGGCGCGAGACUGGGAAGUUCCUGUGUGAGAACUCACAUUUGGCUAAGAUUGACUUGACAGGAGGCUUGGCAACGUACAAGGCUAUCGCUCCAUCAGCUGCUGAGAACAUGAUCCCAAUCACAGCAGAACUGGGCGGCAAAGCACCGGUCUGUUUGUUUCCGAGCUUAGAUGUGGAACAGGCAGUCAAGGCAGCACUUUUUGCGAGCUUUAUCGCAAGUGGACAGACUUGUGUUACCGGGAGCAGACUGCUGGUGCAUGCAGAUAUUUACGAUCGAUUUGUGAACCUGUUGGAGAGACGGGUCAAAGCACUACGGUUGGGCGAUCCAACGAACGAUCGAACACAGAUUGGAGCAGUCAUCUCGAAGGCCGCCGUGGAGAGAUGUUCUGCAUUUGUGGCUCGUGCUGUAAAGGAAGGAGGGAGAAUCAUCUGUGGCGGUAAUCCAACGAAUCUGGAUGGCAAAGGGUUCUUCUUCGAGCCGACAAUCAUCGAAACGCAUCCCGAUUCCGAUCUGUCCUGCAACGAGGUCUUUGGCCCCGUCAUUGCGCUCCUGAAAUGUGAGUCGGAGGACCAUAUAAUUAGCAUCGCGAACGGCACUUCUUUCGCGUUAGGAGCCUCGGUUUGGACGAACGAUUUCAACCAGGCCCACCGGGUUGCAGCAAAGAUGGAGGCCGGUAUUGUCUGGAUUAACGGACACCACCUCAACGACCCCUCGUCGCCAUGGGGUGGCUUCAAGGAGAGUGGCGUUGGCAAAGAGAAUGGACAAGAAGCCUACGAGAGUUACACGAAGGUCAAGAGUACUGUCAUCAAUCACGGCGUUCCCCCUAAUUGGUUCGACGAUGAGCCUGAAAAGGCGCGAUAUGGCUAGGGGGACGACAUGUUGGAUGGAGGUCAUAAUAUCCCAAUACGGUUGACCGAACGAUAGCAUAACAUAGCUCUUCAACGUUCAAGGCAAUUUUCAUCACCGUUGCAGUAGUGCUGUCCAGUAUUACCUCUAAUAGAGACCCGCUUGUGUUUUUGAAUCCACACA
Molecule: messenger RNA, 1735 nt
Organism: Amorphotheca resinae ATCC 22711
Lineage: Eukaryota; Fungi; Ascomycota; Leotiomycetes; Helotiales; Amorphothecaceae
Exons: 1
Coding region: 83-1573 (496 amino acids)
Molecular function (GO): aldehyde dehydrogenase (NAD+) activity
Source: RefSeq, a predicted model, not a curated record